Molecule: messenger RNA, 492 nt
Organism: Alternaria atra
Lineage: Eukaryota; Fungi; Ascomycota; Dothideomycetes; Pleosporales; Pleosporaceae
Exons: 2
Coding region: 1-492 (163 amino acids)
Source: RefSeq, a predicted model, not a curated record
AUGUCGUUUACUUUCCAAGUACAGAAGAUCAACCAGUCGUUCGAUCAAAUCGCAGCAUGGUAUCAUGAGUUUAUGCGCAGAACAGAAUUGUGCUUUCGGAAGCUGCACGAACGCAUCCUUCUGCUGGAGCAAAAACAAGCCGUACAGGGCCCCACAGAUGAGCAAGUUGAGCGCGUAUUACGCAAGAUUCUGGAUGAGAGGUUCUCGGACCUAGGCUCGCAUCAUGGGAGGAAGCUCGGUGCUGUACAAGACCGCAGUUGGUUCGUUAGAGAUCCAAACGACCUCCCCUAUCCCAGAUCGAUCAAAAUGGACAUCGCUUCACUCAUCAUCCCUCCGGAUGCCGUUCCCUCGAAAGCCUACUCAGAAACCUUUCGCAUGCUGGAGCAUGGACUAAGAGGCUUUCCUCGCGACCACUUGCUUGACUCAGAUGACGACGAAGACUGCAAGAUGAAAGUCGGCAUAAAAGACAGCCGUUCUUCUCACAGUGUCUGA